Molecule: messenger RNA, 2034 nt
Organism: Orbilia oligospora ATCC 24927
Lineage: Eukaryota; Fungi; Ascomycota; Orbiliomycetes; Orbiliales; Orbiliaceae
Exons: 10
Coding region: 1-2034 (677 amino acids)
Biological process (GO): lipid metabolic process
Cellular component (GO): cytosol
Molecular function (GO): acetoacetate-CoA ligase activity
Source: RefSeq, a predicted model, not a curated record
AUGACCAUCCCAGCCAGCCAGCCCAAACUUCUAUGGACGCACCCGUCGCCGGAAAGCACCCACCUCUUCAGAUUCAAGGAACAUAUCAAGAAAAAGUACCAGGUCGAGUUUGGACCGGAAACUGCUUCGAAUUCGCUUUAUCAAUGGUCAAUUGAUCAUCCUUCUCUCUUCUGGGCCGAGGUUUGGGAGUUUACAGGUGUCAAGGCUUCGAAGCUAUAUUCCAAGGUGAUUGAUGAAACAGCGCCUAUAUUCCCCAGACCGGCGUGGUUCGAAGGCGCCAGGUUGAAUUUCGCGGAAAACCUACUGUACCCGGCAUCAAUCAAGGACGACAGCGGCAUUGCGGUUAUUGCUGCGACUGAAACAUCUAGGGAGACCAUUACCUGGAAACAAUUGAGGGAGAGAGUUAGAAGGUGCUCUGCUGCGCUUCGAAAUUGUGGAUUGAAAGAGGGUGAUAGAGUAGCUGCUUACGUCGGAAACCAUGCCAAUACUUUGGUAGCCGCCUUAUCGACAUCUGCGAUUGGAGCCAUAUGGACAGCCACAAGCCCGGACGUUGGCGCAACAGCAGUUCUGGACCGCUUCGCGCAAAUCGAACCCACCGUGCUCUUCGUCGAUAAUGCAGUCAUCUACAAUGGCAAAACGCACGAUAACAUGAGCAAAGUCAAGGAGAUUGUUAAACAAUUACCAUCGGUUCGAACGAUUGUGGUGUUCCCGAGUGUGCCGGGACACCAGACGUCCAUACAUCCCAGAGAACUCAGAGCCGGGCAGGAAUCCAUGUUAUAUCCGGCUUUCUUGACUUUGGGACCUGCGACGGCGGAUCUGAGGUUUGCGCAGUUGGAGCCGGAUCAUCCGCUUUAUAUUCUUUAUUCUUCGGGGACAACAGGGAAACCGAAGUGUAUUGUCCAUGGAGCGGUUGGGACGUUGAUACAGCACAAGAAGGAACAUCAACUAUGUUCUGAUAUGGGCCCCGGUGAUAUAUUUUUCCAAUUCACAACAGUAGCAUGGAUGAUGUGGCACUACAACGUCAGCGCACUCGCAAGUGGUGCUACAAUUUUACUAUACGAUGGCUCGCCGUUCCGUCCUCUAGUCGACGGAAACGGAGAUCUCGCAAUGCCAAAGUUAAUAGAUGAAAUCGGCGUGACUUGCUUCGGCACAAGCGCAAAGUAUCUAUCGAUAUUAGAACAAAACAAUGCUCUGCCCCACGAGAAGUUUCCUAUGGAGAAACUCAGAGCAAUCUACAGCACCGGCAGCGUUCUAGCACCGUCAACAUUCGACUACGUCUACAAAGCCUUCGGUCCGAACCUUAACCUAGGAUCUAUAACUGGUGGCACAGACAUUAUAUCUCUCUUCGGCGCUCCAUCCCCCUUGGUUCCCGUAUACUCUGGAGAAAUCCAAUGCAUCGGCCUCGGCAUGGCAGUCCAAGCAUGGGAUGUGGAUGGAAAGGCAGUAGAAGAUGAGCCAGCUGAUUUAGUGUGCACAAAGCCGUUUCCCUGCAUGCCCGUGAAGUUUUGGGGCGUGGAAGGAGAGAAAGCUUAUCGCAGAAGUUACUUUGAACAUUUCGAGCGUGUGUGGCAUCAUGGGGAUUUUAUCAAGAUUAAUUCAAAGACUCGAGGGUUGUUGAUGCUUGGAAGGAGUGAUGGAAUCUUGAAACCUGCUGGUGUACGUUUCGGGUCAAGCGAGAUAUACAACGUCUUAUUAUCUAGAUUUCCACUCGAAUUCGAGGACGCCUUAUGUAUAGGGCGACGGAGGCCUAACGAUCUCGACGAAACAGUCGUAUUAUUCGUCAAGAUGGCAUCCGGCUACAAAUUUUCCGAGGAGCUAGUGAAAUGUAUUAAAGAUACGAUAAGAACGGAGUGCAGCGGGAGACAUGUCCCCGCAAUAAUCGACGAAACGCCAGAGAUACCUGUUACAACUAACGGGAAGAAGAUUGAGGUUGCAGUUAAGCAGAUUCUAUGCGGUAUGGAUGUCAAGACAUCGGCCAGUGUGAGUAAUCCAGGAUGCCUGGACUGGUACCGCAACUGGUCAGCUAUCCACUAG